GAACGUGUUAAGAACACAUACAGAACAAGAAAAAAAUAAAAACGUUUCCUUUUCCUUAAAAAUACAAAUAACAAUUUUUUGUAAAAGAAAAACGUAACGAAAAGAAAAUUUUAACGACGCACAAGAAACGAAACAAAAGAAAAAAUUUAAACGGAUAAUUUAAGAAAAAUAAACAGUGUAAAAAAGAAUUUGAAAAAAAGAAAAAUCUCAAAAGAGAGUUAAAAGAAAAAGUGUUUGAAAAUUUAACAACAGUCUUACGAAAACAGUUAAAGUGUAAAGAUCGUAUUAAACGAAAUUGAAAAAAAAAACUUAAACCAUAACACAAGGAUUACCUAAACAACAACAACACUUGGAUUAUCAAUUUAUUUAAAUUUUUAUAAAACACAACGAAUUUAAAUAUGCAUUUGCCUGCUGGUCCCACCAUGGUUGCUACUCCCGCCCAAGCCAUGCCUACCAACAACAAUAACACAAACUCCGCCAGCUCGACUGGUUCCUCUACACCCGAUACCACUUCCAAUGCCGCCAAAAUGCCCAGCUCCAUGACUGACAUGUUUGCCAGUCUCCACGAAAUGUUGCAAGAAUAUCACGGUGAAUUGGCCCAAACUGGUUCUCCUUCCAUCUUAUGCAGUGCUCUACCCAAUCACUGGCGUUCCAACAAAUCAUUGCCCGGUGCCUUCAAAGUUAUUGCUUUGGAUGAUGUGCCCGAUGGCACCUUGGUCACCAUCAAGUGUGGCAAUGAUGAAAACUACUGCGGAGAAUUGCGCAACAGCACCGCCAUCAUGAAGAAUCAAGUGGCCAAAUUCAAUGAUUUACGUUUUGUUGGUCGUUCGGGUCGUGGCAAAUCCUUCACCUUGACCAUUACCAUUGCUACAUAUCCAGUGCAGAUUGCCUCAUACACCAAAGCUAUUAAAGUGACCGUUGAUGGUCCUCGGGAGCCAAGAAGUAAGCAAAGCUACGGUUAUCCUCAUCCAGGAGCAUUCAAUCCAUUCAUGUUAAAUCCUGCUUGGUUAGAUGCUGCCUACAUGACCUACGGCUAUGCUGAUUACUUCCGCCACCAAGCUGCUGCUGCAGCUGUCCAUCAUCCCGCUUUGGCCAAGACUUCACCUUUGCCAAAUGGGCAAACUGUAGUGCCACCAUCUGCUGCAGGUUCUCCCAAUGACUAUCAUCAUCCCAGCCAAAUUACACCACCACCAGCCGGUGCUCCUGCUGUAAAUGCUGCUAGCAUGAUUCCUUCACCUCCAGGUUCCAACUACAGCAUGCCUCAGUUUCCUUUCAAUCCUGUGGCUGCUGCCGCCGCCGCUGCUGCUGCUCAAGCUCAUCCUGAUUUAUUGCAUCCUCAUCAAAAGGCUGCUCAUCCUCAUGCCUUCCAUCCAUACAACUUGGCUGGUUUAAGAGCUCGCCCUAAUCACUUGCACAACACCUCUUUGGGCUCACACUCCUCCACCGAACACAUCAGUCCAGCUCACAUUAGUCCAGCUUCAUCAAGACCUUCCUCCUCCUCACCUACUCAUACUGCUCUCAACAAUAAGUUCAACACCUCGGUAGAAACCAGUUCUCUACACGAACAAUCUGCUUCCGAUGCUGAUUCAGAUGAUGAGCAAAUCGAUGUGGUUAAAUCAGCCUUUGUACCCAUCUUGCGCCCACAAAUCCCCAGCCUUAAUGGCUCCAUUGAGGAUUUGGAUAAAUCCAUCGAUUCCACCCGUUCCUCACCCACACAACACAUCACUUUGCCACCCCGUGCCAGAUGUGAAUUGAAGGCUCCUUCCUCCCUGAAACCCUAUUUCCAUGAAACCUCCUCACAACAUUCUCGCCAAUCAUCACCCGAAACCACUUUACCAGCUGCUACCAAACUAAAGAGUGCCGCCAACACCCAAAAAACCGUGUGGCGCCCAUACUGAGAAGUUAAUUUGGCGCAAGAUGUCGUCAUUGCUUAUCUUCUCUUACGGCUUGCCAAGGAAUUGGCAUGGAAACGUAUUCUAAUGGCCAACGAAAGCAACAGCGCUAACGGACUCUAAACAAAACCGUUCAACAACUGAUGGAUUCAGUUUUCCCGAAAGCGCUGGCACAGCAAUCGAGGUAUAAUUGUGUAUGUGUGCAAACUAAGAAAAAAAUAUGUAUGUGCUUGUGUGUUUGUAUUGAAAAAAGCCGACGGCAAAACAACAAACAGCAGCAACAUAUAAUUUUUCAUUUGCACUGGAAACAAAUACUAACGCCUACAACAACAAGAGCUUUUCAACUCUUAAAAAAAUGUGAUACAACAAACGGAGUAGCAGCUCUCCCUACAAAUAAAUCCCCCCCCAAAAAAUGCUUGUGAUAUAGUGAUAAGUUUAAAACAAAUUUCCCGCCCGGCACUACCCGCAACAGACCCCAGGAUUAUUGCAAUGGUCUUUUUUCUACAAAUCGAAAAAAAUUCUCCCCCCACCCCAACUAAAGGAUUCCGGCGAAUUUUUAUGCUCGACUCAUAAAAUCGUACGCAGAGUUCGUUUUCAUUGUCGAUGCAAUAGUCCUACGAUUUCGUCGUUGUUUAUUAUUUAAGAAAAAAACUCAAAUUUUAUUUUAAUUGUAAGAUGCAAUUAACGAUUUUAUUCAUUUAAAAAUUGUUUAAUGUAUUUGCUCAA
Messenger RNA from Lucilia sericata (common green bottle fly), 2618 nucleotides. RefSeq names its product segmentation protein Runt (gene run). Lineage: Eukaryota; Metazoa; Arthropoda; Insecta; Diptera; Calliphoridae. Gene Ontology annotation, molecular function: DNA-binding transcription factor activity, RNA polymerase II-specific; RNA polymerase II cis-regulatory region sequence-specific DNA binding; ATP binding. The record is from RefSeq and is a predicted model, not a curated record. The transcript is spliced from 2 exons. Gene Ontology annotation, biological process: regulation of DNA-templated transcription. Bases 399 to 1898 code for a protein of 499 amino acids. Gene Ontology annotation, cellular component: nucleus.